AUGUGCCUUUUGCUAUAUGGGCUGAAUAUUCGGAGCGGCGAGCCGCCCACGCCCGAACCGUGGGCGCUAGGUGACCACAGUCAUACUCAAGCUAUUUUCUUUGAUAUUGCACCAUGGCGCACCCUUCACGGAAACCGUGUUUCUGUCGCUGCUCUCGUCAACCUGACCCGCUGGUACAAGUUCCUCGUAGACCUGUGCCCGUGGGCCACAUCAGCUUUUGAAUCAUUGAAGCUGCUUCUCGCGGGAAGAAGCUUGCUAAAUCCAAAGAGGGUGCCAGCUAUGAGAUUUCCCUGGGAUGGAUACCUUCAUAUUGGACAUGCUAAAGCCACUCUUUUGGUUUGUUUUCCCACUAUUCGUGGUAUUCGCCGUCGUGGUAUGACUAUUUCCGCGCUUCGCGAAUUCAUUCUCAAACAGGGUCCUUCUAAAGAUGUGAACCUACUUGACUGGGGCUUGAUUUGGGCCACUAACAAGAAGUACAUCGACCUGGUUGCCCCCCGCCCCCCCCGCUAUACAGCCAUUGAAAUCGAGGACAUUGUCAAGGCGAUUGCACUGCCAUUUUAA
This is a messenger RNA of Penicillium crustosum, 561 nucleotides long. Its product is annotated as Glutamyl-tRNA synthetase class Ib archaeal/eukaryotic cytosolic. NCBI's taxonomy places the organism in Eukaryota, Fungi, Ascomycota, Eurotiomycetes, Eurotiales, Aspergillaceae. The coding region runs from base 1 to 561 and encodes 186 amino acids. Gene Ontology annotation, molecular function: glutamate-tRNA ligase activity; ATP binding. The record is from RefSeq and is a predicted model, not a curated record. Gene Ontology annotation, biological process: glutamyl-tRNA aminoacylation. The transcript has 4 exons. Gene Ontology annotation, cellular component: methionyl glutamyl tRNA synthetase complex; cytosol.